AUGAAUUCAAAAAAUCAGAAUGGUAAAAAGGAAUACUCUACUUAAGAGUAUAGUAAAGCUGUUAAAAUUUUAAAGUUAAAUGCCAUGCAAUUAGCCAAUUAAAACAAAGAAAUAGAAACUAAAAUAGAGGCAUUAUAAAAGCUAUUAAAUAAAAAUUCUACUCGCAAUAAUUUAUUAGAUCGUGCAAUCAUUUUAAAUUCUAAAACUGAUAUUUUGCAAAAAUAUACUUAGCAAAAGAAGGAUGAUUAGAAAAACAAAGCUAUUAGAAGCGUAAAAUCACAUGCUGCGGCAACAUCUGAUAAACAAAGUCUAACCACUUUGAAUGAAGAAGCGAGCAAUUUUAUUCCCUUAAAAAAAGAAUAACUAUUGAAGUAUUUUAAAAAUUUAUUGAUAUAAAAGUGUAUAAACUAUGAAAUGAUUUUUCGUUGUUGUGAUAGAGAGUAUAAAGGAUAAGUAAUAGUAGAGGACUUUAAGCUAUUUAUUUCUUCAAAAAUUAACUUAAAUGGAGAAUUGACUAUAGAGUAAAUUAAUUUUUUAAUUUAAUGCUUUGACGAAGAUUGCAGUGGGGCUAUCAGUUUUGAAGAGUACAAUAAAUGCUUAUCAUUCUAUAAUUUGAAUGAAAAUCCUAAUAAACUGACAGAAUAGAGAACUUAAGAGAAGGAGUUGAUGUUUAGGCUAGUUAAAAUAUUUGAUUCCCUGCUUAAAUCUGAAAGAACUAGUUUUGCUACUGUUUUUGAUAUUAUUUAUAAUAAAUAUGAAGGGAAAAAUGGAUAACUAAAACCUACUUCAUAAAACAAAAUGGAUAAACAAUCAGCAACAGAUUUAAAAUUAAAUUUAAAAUAUAUUUAAGAAUACCUUGAAGAAAAUAAGCAAACUUUAAAAGAUAUGGAGAUAUUUGCUAUGAGUAGAGUUUUUGACCCAAUGAAAACAGGGUUUGUAGAAAAAAAAUAAUUUGUUAGAGAAUUGAAUUGUUACUAUCGUAUGCUUUAUGAAAUUGAUAUUGAUAGAGAGAUGUAAUCAUUUGCAGCUCUGCUUAAGUAAUUUAAGGUUGAUCCUAUUCAUGUUUAUAAAAUAGCUGAUAUAGAAGAUACUAAAAAUGUUAAAAAGACAGAUCUUAUCAAGGCUGUUGUAAAACUAGCUCCAAGAAUAAAUGCAUAACUUGUAGAUCACUUUUUAUCUAUUAUAGAUAUAAAUAAGAAUGGUGAAAUUGACGAAAAUGAAUAUUUUGUUGCUCUUAGUUAAGACGAAUCUAAUGUUUUAUAUGACUUUUAAUAAAAUUCUUAGUUGGCUGAUACAUCAUCAGAUAAAUAAAAAAUUCUAGAUAAAUUUCACACUUUUAUGACUAAAAAUCAUCUCAAUCCUGAAUUGCUAUUUGCAAAAAUAGAUAGAAACGGAAAUUAAGAAAUAUCUCUAAUUGAGUUAAAAUUUGCUUUACUUGACCUCGGAUUUGAAUUAUAAUAAAUAGCUCAAAUUAUGAGAAUUUUUGAUACCAACCAUGAUUAAAAAAUUGAUUUAAAUGAAUUCGUCACUACAUUGUAGGGCGGAAAAAUGGUUUAGCAUGGUUUUGAAAAAGACAUUUAAGAAAUCAAUAAAAAUAGGAAAAGUCUUUAAUAGAUAUAAGAUUUAAGAUCAUAAGCAGAAUUGUCAAAUGUCAUUUAAUCAGUUUAGAGAGAGGAGAUUAUGAAGAGUAGCAAAGAUAUUAAAAAAUAACCUGAUGUAAAAUCUAAAGAUAAAUUUAACAAAGACUCAGUUCCAGACUUCCUUUAAGGAUAAAAUUAAGAGUAAGUAGAAGUUAAGCAAUUAAACAUUCCUGAAGUUAAUGAUGUUAGCAUUAUUGAGUAAGAAUAAGACUAUAAUAACCAAAGUUUUGAUGAAGAUAAUCCUAUUUAAAAAAAUAACAGUUCUAAAUAAAAGUAUAGUAUAGUGAUUAAUAACCAAAGUAAAGAUGUAAAUGGAUAAGAAAUAUAGUAGGAGGAAGAUUAUCAGUAGGAUUUUGAUAAUAGUGGAAACGCAACGCCAGUUAUUAAUAAUUUGCAAGACGAUGAUCCAUUUAAAAAUAUGAGAAAAUAAUCUUCAAAGAUGGAUUUAAGCCAAGAUCUUUUGAACAAAUCUCAUAACAGCUCUUCUAAGCAAAAGAGUGUAAAAUUUAGCUUAUUUGAAAGUGCUAAGAUUGAAGAUCUCAUACUUAAUGAAAAUCCAAUAGACUUUGACAAGUUCUACUAAGAUCUUGAUAACAAACCAUACGAAGACUCUGAAUUUCCACCAAAAUUAGAAAGUUUAACAAAAGAUGUUAAAACUUUUGAAAAGGCAAAAAAUAUGAUUUGGAAAAGAGCAUCUGAUAUUUAUAAUGACUUAAAAGUAUUCUUUGAUAGAGUUGAACCAGAUGACAUUAAAUAAGGUGGUCUUGGUGAUUGUUAUUUCUUAAGUAGCUUAAGUGUUUUAGCUGAACGAGAAAAUUUGAUCACAAGGCUUUUCAUCACUAAAAACUCUAAUCCUUGUAAGGUUUACUCUGUGUGGAUUUGUAAGGAUAGUGAAUGGGUUCAAGUAAUUCUUGAUGAUUAUUUACCAUGCAGAAAAGAAGAUGGUAUGCCAGCAUUCUCUAGUGCAAAUGGAGAUGAGUUAUGGGUAUUAAUUUUAGAAAAAUGUUAUGCAAAAAUAUAUGGAGCUUAUGAUAAGAUUGAAGCUGGACUUACUGUAGAAGCUAUCAAAGACUUAACUGGAGCUCCUGGAAAAACGAUAAAAAAUGAUGAUGCAGAGCUAGUUUGGGAUUUUAUAUACACAAACGAAUAAAAGAAGCAUUUGCUCACUUGUGGUUCGUAGUCUGACAACAGAGGUAUCGAAACAAAGAAAGAAUCAGGUAUAGUUUCUUCUCAUGCCUAUGGCAUUCUAGACGCCUAAGAAGUUAAAACUAAAAAAGGACUUGCAAGAUUAAUUAAAAUAAGAAAUCCUUGGGGAAGUAUGGAGUGGAAAGGUGAUUGGAGUGAUAAUAGUAAAUUGUGGACUGAAGAAAUCAGGAAACAAUUAAACUAUUAUGAUUCAAAAGAUGAUGGUAUAUUUUGGAUGGAUGUAAAGGACUUUGUUAAAGAGUUUGCUGAAACUUCUGUUAAUUAUAUUAAUGAUGACUAUUAUUACAGUUGGUAUAAGUUGGCAAACUUUAAGAAGUAGUAGUGCCUCUUUUAGUUCGUAGUAAGCAGAGAUACUCAUUGCUAUGUUAUGCUCAGUUAAAAGAGUGAUAGGCAUUUUGCUAAAACCAAGACAUAAUACAAAUACAGCAUGCUUAAAUAAUUCUUAUUUGAAAUAAAUCCUACUACUCUGGAACCCAUCCGUUAUGUUGGAGAAGAUUACACACCAUUUAGAGAAGGUUAUAUUGAAGCUAAUUUAUCACAAGGUACUUACUGCUUAGCUGUAGAAAUACCUUGGAUUCAAACGAUUGAUAAUGAUGCAGUGAUUAGCAUCUAUUCAUCAUAAAAAGUAAAAUUUGAAUAUUUUUGA
This is a messenger RNA of Tetrahymena thermophila SB210, 3492 nucleotides long. RefSeq names its product calpain family cysteine protease. The transcript is spliced from 6 exons. Gene Ontology annotation, biological process: proteolysis. Gene Ontology annotation, cellular component: cytoplasm. The record is from RefSeq and is a predicted model, not a curated record. Lineage: Eukaryota; Ciliophora; Oligohymenophorea; Hymenostomatida; Tetrahymenidae. Gene Ontology annotation, molecular function: calcium-dependent cysteine-type endopeptidase activity; calcium ion binding.